CCUCAAUCAUGAAACUCGACUAAAUCAAGAUUAGCUCGAAUAGUGUUCGAUCCUCAACGAUUGAGGCCGUCUCCCAUCUGGGUUUUUGUUUUCGCAUCACAGAUUUAUAGGGUUUGACUUUUCUGAUUUCGACUAUUUCUCGUUUGGGGUUUUUGAUAUUACACUUAUUCAUCGUUGCCCGUUUGAUAUUGUUAAUUCGUGAAUGUGGAAUGAAAUUCUCGAGCUCCAAUUCGUUGGUGGGGUUUCACUUGUUAUGUAGUUUGUUUUGUUUCUGGGAUUUUGAUUGCAAUCCUCCAUAGUUUUUGUAAACGAUCGAAUUGUUCAAUUGACUUCUGAAUUAGGUUUAGAUUGAUUUCUUAUGGUUACAGAGAUGGCGGCAAUUGUGCCAUUGAAGAAGAUGAUAGCCAUUUGCCAAUAUGGGGGCGAAUUCGAGACGAAUGAAGAUGGGUCGAUGUCAUAUAUUGGUGGGGAGGCCUAUGCUGUUGAUCUUGAUGAAAAUAUGCAGUUGAGUGGUUUCAAGCAAGAAAUAGCCGAAACUAUCGAUUCGACUGUGGAUGGGAUGUUGAUUAAGUAUUUCUUGCCUGCGAACAAGAAGAAUCUGAUUACUGUUUCUAAAGAUAAAGAUUUUAAUAGAAUGGUGAGCUACUAUAAAGAAUCUGAUCAGCUAGAGGUGUUUAUAAUGAAAGAAGCUGCACCAGCUAAAUUUCCGAAGAAGAAGCAGCCUGCUCGUAGAUCGCAAAAGAGACCGGCCGAGACAGAAGUGGCAGUGGUUCAGCCCGUCGUCGAUCUUGGCCCGACCAGUAUAGUCCCUCUUAAUGAAAUUAUCGACAUAGAAACAACCAAUGAAAUCGCUCCAAUUUCCGAUCCAAUCUCCAUCAAUCCUUUCCCUACGUCUGUGAUCGAUAACGAGCAGCACAUAGCUGCAAAACAAUGGGAGAAUCUUAUAACGGGAGUUGGCCAAAGAUUCCAUUCAUUAGCUGAAUUCCGAGAGGCUUUAAGGAAGUAUUCAAUCGCUCAUGGGUUCAAUUAUGUAUACAAAAAGAACGAAAAUCAGCGUGUUACUGUGAAAUGCAAAUCCGAAGGUUGUCCAUGGCGCAUUCAUGCAUCACGGCUAUCGACCACCCAAUUAGUUUGUAUUAAGACCAUGAAACCAACCCAUAGUUGCCAGGGAGGUUCGAUAAAACCUGCAUUUCGAGCUACAAGAAGUUGGGUCGGAAAUCUGAUAAAAGAAAAGGUGAAAGAUUCUCCGAAGAUUAAGCCGAAGGAUAUUGCAAAUGAUCUUAAACGGGAAUAUGGAAUCGAGCUGAAUUAUUCGCAAGCCAGGCGUGCGAAAGAAUACGCAAGAGAGCAGCUUCUAGGAUCGUAUAAAGAUGCAUACAGCGAGUUACCAUAUUUUUGCGAGAAAAUAAUGGAAACGAAUCCGGGGAGUCUUGCUAUUUUCAAUACGAAAGAGGAUUCGAGUUUUCAUCGCCUCUUUGUUUCUUUCCACGCCUCGAUAUCUGGUUUCAUACACGGUUGCCGCCCGCUCAUUUUCCUUAAUAGCACGCCUCUGAACUCGAGAUACCAAGGGAUGUUGCUGUCUGCAACGGCGGCAGAUGCGGAUGACGGGGCUUUUCCGGUGGCAUUUGCUGUAGUGGACGAGGAAACAGAUGAUAACUGGCGGUGGUUUUUAUGUGAACUCAAACUUGCUGUGUCGGUCGUUGGACAAAUUACGUUUGUUGCAGAUUUUCAGAAAGGUUUGCGGGAGUCUUUGCCGGAAAUAUUUGGCGCCGAGUGUUAUCACGCUUAUUGUCUCGGUUAUUUAGCCGAGAAACUUAACAAAGAUUUGACGAGCCACUUUUCACACGAUGCUAGACGACUUAUGGUCGAAGAUCUGUACGCUGCUGCUCAUGCACCAAAACUCGAGGGUUUCGAGAAAUGUACAGAAGACAUCAAAGCCAUUUCUCUCGAAGCCUACAAUUGGAUCAUUCGUAGUGAGCCCGAGCAUUGGGCUAACGCCUUUUUUGGCGGGUUGAGAUAUAACCAUAUGACAUCCAAUUUUGGCCAUCUUUUCUACGCGUGGGUCUCAGAGGCAAAUGAGUUGCCGAUAACUCAAAUGAUCGACGAAUUAAGAGGCAAAAUGAUGCAGCUGAUAUACACACGAAGAGUUGAAUCGAGUCAGUGGAUUACGCGAUUAACGCCAUCUAUGGAGGAAAAGCUAAAGAACGAAAUCUUUAAAGCACACUCGGUUCAAGUUUUACGAUCACACGGAAGCAAAUUUGAGGUCCGAUUUGGUGAAAUGAUCGAUAUUGUUGAUAUCGAGAACUGGGAUUGUAGCUGCAAAGGAUGGUUGGUUACUGGUUUGCCUUGUUGCCAUGCUAUAGCUGUUCUUGAAUCUUAUGGCAGGAGCCCUUAUGAUCAUUGUUCAAGAUAUUUUCAUGUUGACACCUACCAAAUGGCGUAUGCGGAGUCGAUUCACCCGAUACCGAAUGUCGAAAGAUUAAUGGAUAUUGAAUUAGAUGAUGGUUCGAUUGUCGUUACGCCUCCGCCCACGAUUCGCACACCGGGAAGGACAAAGAUACGGAAGGUUCCAGUAGGUCAGGUCGGACCAGCCGACUUUCUUAAACGCCAACUCCAAUGCGGGAAAUGUAAAGGGCUCGGUCACAAUAAGCGAUCAUGCAAAGAGGAUCACGAAUAGUGCACAACUUCUCGAAGAGGACAGGGUGCUCGGGAACGACGAUUUGGAGUCGUAAUAUGCUCGUUGCAGCAAGGCGGUGGAUCGAAAUCGGUCAGAAUUCAUAGCAUGUUUCUGAUUUUGCUGUCAAUUAAAUGUAAAUGUUGAUAAUAAUUUCAUAGGCAGCCUGGUUUUUUUUGGAGGUUUAAGUUUUAGGGUAGAUUAGUUUAGGGUUGGUUAUUUAUGGUAUUUGAAGUAGUAGGUGAUAUAAAGAGGUUUUUGUCAAGGAAGCAAUGGUUAUUUAUUGCACACUUGGUAGCCAUUUUACACCUUUAAAGGGUUCUUUUUUUAAUAUUUUGUUUUAGUAAAAUUCUUUUUAGAAUAAUAUGAAA
This is a messenger RNA of Cynara cardunculus var. scolymus (artichoke), 3045 nucleotides long. RefSeq lists its product as uncharacterized. NCBI's taxonomy places the organism in Eukaryota, Viridiplantae, Streptophyta, Magnoliopsida, Asterales, Asteraceae. Gene Ontology annotation, molecular function: zinc ion binding; protein binding. The transcript is spliced from 3 exons. Bases 359 to 2677 code for a protein of 772 amino acids. The record is from RefSeq and is a predicted model, not a curated record.